AUGGCCUCAAACGAAGCUCAGUUCUCGUCGCACGAGGUUGCACAAAGUCAUGGUAUCAUCAACAGUGAUACGUACGAGACAAACCGACACAAAGGUAGCGGUGUCGUCACGGUCAAUGCGCAAGACGGAUCAUAUCUCCAGAACUCAGGGAUUCGGCCCAGGGACUUGAAAGGUUACCGACACAUAUUUGAUCCGUGGACAAAGAUCAAGUGGGAACAUCCCAGGUUCUACCGUGAACCAGGGCUCGGUUACCAGAAGCUCAGUCAUCAUCGUCAUAAAGACGUGUUUGAGCGCGAAUGGACCGGCGACUACGACGACCGAUACUUGUCAGCGUGGGAUGGGAGAAUCUCAAAACUCGUUGUCCAGACUGUUGACGAUAUAUACGACAACAACACGACCGCAACGUACAGGCGUACAUUCAUUCGGAACAUAGCGCCACUAUACCUGAGACUGGCCAAUUGGCCCUUCAACCAUGUCAAUUAUCAUCUGAAUGACGGAAGACCGACCAGCGAAGGCACGUACGUUCUACAGAAUUACCCAAUGCUUUGUCUGAAGUGGUUUAUCGCCUCGCUUGCAAUCACUUUUGUGAUUUCAAGUCCCAGCUCUGCUGAAGUCUCAUCGAGGAAUAACGGUCGUUACGAUCCAGUACCCUAUCGAUAUCAUGGGUAUCCUAAAGUAGCCCGUAACGAACUCGAACUCAGUACCCCCGGAUGCCGUAGUCAGAAGGAGACGAAUCCAGUUGCUGAACGCGUCCUGCGUCCACGCUAUCUAUGUGUCUUAAGAGAGCAAGGAGUUCCUGCCAUGAUCGUCAAAGUUGAAGACAACUCCGCACCUCUCUCGUAUGUCUUCAUUGCUUACACAGUAGAGCAAUUCCGAAGCAACGAGGAUAAGAUAGCUCUUCACAAGAUGGCCGAUGCAGCUGCUCGCAAUGCUGGAGUAUCGGCUUAUUGGGUCGGCUGCUCAUGUAUGCCUGAUGACCAGCUCCAAGAAGAUGUCUACCGUAUCUGUGACGUUAUCCGUGGAGCAUUCUCCUUGGUCAUUGCGGUGGGACGCCCACCAAAUGAUAUGUACGAUAUCAGCACGGUGGAUCGUAUGCUUCAACAAUGGGGUAGUAGAGUUUGGACGUUCCCAGAAGUACUUCUGGCACCUGCCGGGAAGGACGUCGAAGUAUACCUGCGUGAAAAUGACCUCGGAACCCCUUUGCGAGUGCCGAAGAAUCAGUUUGCUGAUAGAGUGUGGAGAGAUGACGCCCACGUUGCUCGCCAGCUUAUCGAGCAUUAUGAAGGCAACAUGAUACUAAGCCAGCUUGAGCUCGUUACGCUUGCACUGGAAUGUCUGCACAAAAGACACACCACUCAGUACUUACCCGGAGAUCAUAGCUAUGCACUCAUGGGACUUCUACGCAUCCGUCCCAAGAUUGAUCCGACUGACUCUGCGCUCUCAUUGGCCAAUGGCAGCGACCAGUUGCUCGAGCGGUUGAUCUGUGUCUUACCGAGGACUCCAGAUCAACCCUGGCAUUCCAUGGAUGAUGCGUACAAAGCGAAACUGUGGGAUAUCCUGCCCCAGGACGUCGGCAUUGCGGGUGUCGGUGAAGAUGACAGUAUCAUUUUGGAUGGCUGCCGCGCCGCUAAUGUACGUUGGAAAUCCUUCACACCUGUCGCACAUACUCGACGUGCAUCUUUCAAGCGGUGGCUCGCCAAGAAGAUGCUUCGUCUGGGUGGUGUGGUCUUCGCCGCUGCCAUUGUCCUUGCUAGUAUUUCAACGACGAGGCUUAUAGGCGUCAUACUCAUCAUCUACUCACUGUUACUGAUGGGUCUUUCCCCUUGGUUGCUUCGUAUGCUGUAUCUUGGUAAGUUCUGGGAGCAACAGUGCUGGUUUUUCGGUUUUGAAGGCUACAUGGACAUCGAUACCAUCGAGCGUCAACUCUUUGGAGGCAGGUUGGGUCGCAUGAAGUGGACCCCAUAUGCUAGUCCACUCUCGAGACACCACCGCAACGAGCAUGCAGAGUGCAUCCCCGAUGACCCAACUUCCGACCCUGCGAUUGCGGCACUGGUCCAACAGGCCAAAUGUGCUGGACCUGGGCAACAGCGCAUCUUCACGCUUGUCGAUACAGGCAAUAUGACAGCCACUCUCUUCCUUGCCGAACGCCCGCCAGUCUGCUUCCUGAUGGCCGGCUCUGAAGGUGGCAUGAAGCGGAUCAUCGGUUGUUCUUACGACUGGACAACUGGGACGAUGUAUCGUGAGACUGUACUGCGUAUGGAGACGCAAUUCGAAGACUCCAUGUGUCGGGUUGGUCGCGUCAAGAUCGGAUUCAGGCGAAGCCAGCAUCCCUCUAGUCCUCUAGCCGAAGUUGGCGAGGCUAAAGGGCAGCAGAUGUCUUGAGUUUUCUUCGUUCUCGCCUCGUCUUUUUGGUGUUGCUUUGCAUGAUUAGUGAGCUUUUGGUGUAUCACGCGGUCUUGAUGAC
This is a messenger RNA of Dothidotthia symphoricarpi CBS 119687, 2464 nucleotides long. RefSeq lists its product as uncharacterized. Bases 1 to 2382 code for a protein of 793 amino acids. Lineage: Eukaryota; Fungi; Ascomycota; Dothideomycetes; Pleosporales; Dothidotthiaceae. The transcript is spliced from 10 exons. The record is from RefSeq and is a predicted model, not a curated record.